Capsella rubella is the source of this 1236-nucleotide messenger RNA. RefSeq lists its product as uncharacterized. Lineage: Eukaryota; Viridiplantae; Streptophyta; Magnoliopsida; Brassicales; Brassicaceae. The transcript is spliced from 2 exons. The coding region runs from base 114 to 1046 and encodes 310 amino acids. The record is from RefSeq and is a predicted model, not a curated record.
GAAAAUUGUAUCUCCUUGGUUCUUCUUUCAUCAUCGUCUUCCUCCACGGAGCUCUUUACUCAAGCUCCGACCUCAUCUGUGCAAAUCCCGAAACCUCAAUUUUCAGACCAAAAAUGAAAGAUGAUCAUUGCACAGUAGUACGAUUUGAUUACGGAGGAUACUAUUCAAACAACGGAGAUAACGUACGAUGGAAUCGAAAAGAAGAUAGGGUUUACACUUUAGUUAUCAAAGGAGAGUUCACUUAUUCUGAUUUGGUUAAUAGAGUUUGCAAAAAGGUUAUGUUAGACGAAGAAGCAAUCGCGGCGUUUAAGUUAAGUUACAUUCCGUUGUUAGAGGAUCCGAAGAGGCAGACUUAUGUUUUAGAUGAUGAAGAUGUUUUAGGGUAUUUAAUGGAAGGAGAUAAGACGCGUCGUAGAGAUGUUUUGCAUGUGGAAGUUGUUGAUGGUGUUGAACAGAAUCAGAGUUGUGAGUUUCUUUCGAGAAAUGAUGCGCCGUUGGAGAAUGAUGAAGUUGCUUAUGUUGAUAACUCUGAGAUGUUUGUUGAUGUUGAUACGACGCCUGAUGUAGGAGAAGAGGAGGUUGAAUGGGAAGAUGGUACUGGUAUGAGUUUAGGUCAAGAGUUUGAGAGUAAACAGGAAGUACAAGAAUUAGUUGAUAAAGCUAUAAUUCAGAACUGUUUUGAGGUUGUUACUUUUAAGUCGUCGCCUGAUUUGUACGUGUUGAAAUGUCGUGCUAGUGGUUGCAAAUGGUCUUUAAGAGUUGCGAAGCUUAAGAAUUCGGAUCGUUUCUCUGUUAGGACUUAUAACAAGAUUCAUACUUGCACUCGGUUAACUACGAGUAUAAGGAGGGAUAAGAGGAUAGGAACACCGCAGUUAGUUGCGUCUGUUUUGCGUGAGAAUUGUCAAGGUGAAGUCAACUCUUUAACUCCGAAAAAUCUUAUAAGUUUGGUUCAAGAAAGGCUUGGUAUUAAGGUUUCGUACUCUACCGCUUUGAGAGGGAUAAAACAAGCUGCUAGUGAUGUGCGGGAUGAUUUACAUGUUCAGUGAGAUUGAAUAAGAAGUUAAGCGUUGCAUUGGUACCUUAUCAUGCAUCUGUAAUUUUUUGCUAGAAAGAUUUGCAGAGAUUUGCUGUUUUGCUCUAAUGUUGACAUGACCAAGAAAUCAUUAGUCACAAAGACUUCUCGACUAUAUAAUAUGUUUCUUUUGAUCAUCAAAACUAUGAGACUUGGUUGAGAAA